Molecule: messenger RNA, 677 nt
Organism: Brassica napus (rape)
Lineage: Eukaryota; Viridiplantae; Streptophyta; Magnoliopsida; Brassicales; Brassicaceae
Exons: 1
Coding region: 221-520 (99 amino acids)
Source: RefSeq, a predicted model, not a curated record
GAUGGAUUAACGAGGACAAAAGACUUAGCGAGGUAAACACACAUACGUUUGCGCCAAUAAAGAACACAGUGCGUAACACAUGAUAAAAGCAAAAUACUAACGCGACUGCGUUUGCGUUCAAUAAACCCUUUACUUUAAGGGCUCCGUUUCCAAACUUGGAAGGAAACAUAACGAUCCCUAAAAAGAAAAAAAAAUAACCAUUCCUCAGCCUCCACUGAAUAUGAGUGAGAAGCUCGUUUUCAGAAGCGGUGGCGGCGACCGGUACUGCCGUGGAGAGUAUCUGGAGAAGAGACAGGUGUUUCUCAGGAGCUACCAGUUCUCCAGGAAACAGAGCUUCAGGGAGAAGGUUACUAGAUCUGUAAGAAGAGUGAAGAGGUUUGUGUGGUCACAGCUGAGAUCAACGAGGAAGUUGAAACGCGUUUUCUGGUCUCGACUCAGAUCGGCGUUUUUCUACCGCCGCAGACGCUUUUUCCGUCUCCUUCAUUUGCACCAAGACGAGCCUUCUUACAACUGCUUCUAAAAGGUUUUAGAGAGAUUUGGGAAACGCUUGAGUCAGUGUGUUUGUUCCUGUCUUUGAUUAUGUUUUUUUUUUUGCUUUUGGUCAAAUGAAUCAUUGUAUAAUCUCCGUUAAUCAGAUUGAUUAGUAAGCUUAAUUGAAGUUUUAGAUAUUAUCAUUA